AUGCGUACCACCAGCACUGGCUUGGCCGUUCUUGGCCUGGGCUGUGUCCUUACCAAUGCCUUCCCUCAGAAAUUCGAAGCAAGCACCGUAAUAAGUACGGUAACGGUUUGUGGCGGUAACUGCACAAGCGCGAGCACGAAGACGCUGACAGUAUAUGCUGGAUGCUCUGAGACGCAUUCGACGUUUCCUGCGUAUCCUACUUCUACCUUCGGAACAUCACCUAUAACUCCUUCAUCUGUCGAGUCUUAUAGUGUCUCGACCAACACUAUCGUAACUAUUAUAUCAAGCACCACCGUUACGACCAGCGAGACAUUGACCUAUAGCGCAACGACAAUUCUUACUCAAAGUUCACCGUCCAGUAUCCCAUACAUCUCUCCAAGUUCGACGUAUACUGAGACCGUUCCCGACACUACCUUUACGCACUCGUCUCCACCUCAUAGUACUACUGUGUCAAGUAUAGGCUCGUCGAUAAUUGUCCCACCAGACACCACAUGUACCGAUGAGUACCCGACAGGGUCUGGUUCAUCAACCGCAAGUAUUUCUAUACCAACCAGCCCCGGCUCAACUAUUACCUAUUCAUCGGAGUCAACAACGCUGUCUGGUACAUCAGCAACGUUCCCAACCACUGGCCCAUGGUCAACUGGAAAUCUAUCCAUCACAUCAUAUCCGGUUAGCAGUUGGUCCUCUUCACCGGGUUCGAUAUCUACUUCCACACUUAUUGUCCCAAUCAUCUCAAGCACAUACAGCGUUUCUAUCCCGCAUUCUUCCAGCGGGGCGACGUCAAGUAUUUAUACAAACUCGACUAGCUCUAACUCCUGGACUUGGUCCCACACCUACACAAGCUCGCCAUCUCCGACAUGGAGCACUGGGACUGGGGGCUAUCCCACGUCAUCGUUCUCGGUUCCUAAGGGGUCACCAAGUACAGGGUCCAUUGGCACUGGAAUAACUAGCCCAAGUACAUAUAGCUACUCUAGUUUUACUGAUACAAAGACCUCCCCAUCAAUUGUACCUAGCACCAGCAAUUCGUUCUCAUGGAGUACCACCGUCACCAUAGGCACGUCAAGUACUCCAGAGUUCAGCACGCCAAUUGCUAGCUACGGAACGUCCUCAUCAUGGAGUCAUAGCGGAUCUAUUCCUUAUACCAGCGGUAUUUCGUCGACUUCUCCAGUAACAGGCACUUCACCGGUCUCAUCGGGCACUGGGUCCUAUCCGGUAUCUCCCCCUGGAAGUAGCACAAGCACUUUCAGCACAUCAAGUCCUGGAUAUCCCGGAUCAUUUACCGGAACGACUCACUCUGAGACAUCUACAUCACCUAUUCCCACGCCAAGCAGUCCUGGAUCCACAACAUGUAUCCAGCAGCCAACUUACGGAGGUGGCUUUACUUCUAUCUGCUACACCAUCCCCGUGCUGCCAUCGACUUCGACUCACAGCAUUGGCUCAAUUAGUAGCACCUACUCAAAACCUGGAUCCUCAACAGGCGGAUAUCCUACAACCUUGCCGUUUACCUUCACCAGCACAUCAACUCUAACCCCCUUAGUGCCUUCAAGCCCAACCUACUCGACAGGAAGCACAGGCGCCGAAACUGGCAGCACAUCAUUCUCGGUGACUGGAUAUCCAACCAUACCACCUCCAGAGCUCAGCACUUCAACAUUAACCCACCCACACCCAUCAAGUUCAGUGCACACUAGCAGCAGCACGCUCUCAUCAUCAAAAGGAAGCACUGAGACACACCCCACGCCAACCCCAACCCCUGACUACCCGACCAGCGCGCCAAUUCCUAGCAUUGGCACGUCGCCAAUAGUCUCAACCUAUACAUACUCAACAGGCAGCACCGAGGCCGUGACCGCGACUACGCUAUCAACUCCUCUACCCGCGAGUACGUGUGUUUCUGGGGGCUACGGUGGAAGUGAGAUUUGCUUCCCGCUUGGAACUACGGAGACUGGUGUUGUGGGUGGAACAUCAUCAACUGGUGUAGUAACGGGAACGGUUUCUUAUCCCGCGUCACCACCACCGCCGGUUCCUACGACGCUGGUUACUUACCCGCAAUCCGUGGCGUCGGAUGGGGCGUAUGUCUACGCUACUACGGCGCAUACCGUGGGUGAUGGACAUGUUGAGCGUGUGCGACGGAGUUGGCGUGUAGUUUGAUGAGAUGAGAUGAAUUGGAUUGGGCUGUUCUACUCUCUCUUCGCUGCUCUGCAUCGCGUAUUGGACUAAUCGCUAAGUACCCGGAAAGGAGGAGAGGGGGCAUUGGAGAAAAAAAAAAUCUGAGAGCGGAGAUGGACGUACAAAGAAAGGGUCGGAAGGGAUCGGAUCGGAUGAAUACUUUUUCUUCUAUUCUUGUCGCUCGUUCUCUACAAUUACCUUUUCUUUGCGAGAUUUUUCGCUUCUUCCCCAAGGAAAUAGGAGGGAAUUCUUAUUUUUAUGUGGGGAUAGGAUAGAUAAUGAUGAAAUGUAUUUGUCUUAUUAUUCGCACUACUUACGAAUAAUUGAUGGUAUUUUCAUGCCUGGCCGUGUAAUCUGGGGGUUAUGUCUAUCUGUGCCUACC
Hypoxylon trugodes is the source of this 2545-nucleotide messenger RNA. RefSeq lists its product as uncharacterized. NCBI's taxonomy places the organism in Eukaryota, Fungi, Ascomycota, Sordariomycetes, Xylariales, Hypoxylaceae. Bases 1 to 2145 code for a protein of 714 amino acids. The transcript has 3 exons. The record is from RefSeq and is a predicted model, not a curated record.